AUGCCCACUUCUUUUCUAUCGAGAAGUGCUUGUUGUUUUGUUAGAGGGCUUGCGACGGCUACUUCUGCUGCGACGGCUACUUCUGCUGCGACGGCUGCGACUGCGACGGCCACGGCUACUACUGCCACGGCCACGGCAGCCUACUCAGUUCUCCCUAACAUUCAACAACCUGCGAAAUACACCUUGGCUACACUUAGAUCAUUUCCCUCAUUGGAACCACAUGAAGUAUUUCCUGUUCACACUAAGUUUCUCAAUGUUCCAUUAAGAAGAGACAUUCUUUGGUUGGCAGUGGUGAUGGAAUUAGACAAUAAAAGAGUGGGAGCGUCGAAUCCACCCGGUAGAUCAGAGCAUAAGUUCUCCAGAAGAAAGCUUAUGGCUCAGAAGGGAAAUGGUAGAGCCCGUGUAGGUGAUGCUAACUCUCCAACAAGACAUAGAGGUGCUCAGGCUUUGGCUCGAACAGCUCCAAAUGACUUUUCCACUACAUUACCGAAGAAGGAGUAUUACUUGGCUUACAGAAUCGCCCUAAGUGAUAUGUACAGGCAGGGAAAACUUUACAUCAUCGGAGAAAAUGCCCAGAAAUCAGACGAGUUACAGAAAGGUGACUCGUACCACUUGGAAAUAUGUACGGAUGACUCCCAUGCCGUCCAGCAAUUUGUCAAGCAGCACGAUUUGCGAGACAAAUUGAAUGCAUUGUUUGUUCCCAACGAUUACCUAGCCACGGCCAACUUAAGACAGGCUGUUCUCAGGUAUCCAAGCAACAGAUUGAGAGUUAUGGAUAAGCAAGACGUCCAGGUCAGAGAUAUUCUUAAGGCGCAUAGAAUAUACAUAGAGAAGGAGGCAUUCGAGUACUUUGUUGGCAAGUAUUCGAAAUAUCUUGUUUUAUAA
This is a messenger RNA of Brettanomyces nanus, 885 nucleotides long. RefSeq lists its product as uncharacterized. The record is from RefSeq and is a predicted model, not a curated record. Gene Ontology annotation, biological process: translation. Gene Ontology annotation, cellular component: ribosome. The coding region runs from base 1 to 885 and encodes 294 amino acids. NCBI's taxonomy places the organism in Eukaryota, Fungi, Ascomycota, Pichiomycetes, Pichiales, Pichiaceae. The transcript has a single exon. Gene Ontology annotation, molecular function: structural constituent of ribosome.